Messenger RNA from Striga asiatica, 1065 nucleotides. The record is from the annotation of a GenBank genome assembly. Lineage: Eukaryota; Viridiplantae; Streptophyta; Magnoliopsida; Lamiales; Orobanchaceae.
AUGUCUGCAUUUUCUUGCCAAUCAUCUUUCUUGUUCCAACGUUCGAGCCAAACAAAAGACAAGCACGAACUUCACUGUACCGGAGUCGGAGCGACGAAAAGUUUGAAGAUGGGGAUUUUAAGCCAAGAUCACGACAAAGCGUUUUCUUUAGCAAACCCCAUUGUCGAUAAUGCACGUCCACUCGACAAACAAAUUCGACAAAAUAUCCCAAAGAAGAGGCAGUUAAGCGAUCCUUACCGACUCGGAAUGUUUGUCGAUGGGGGAGUUGAAUACAGACAAACUAUUGUAGUGAGGUCUAAUGAAGUUGGCCCUGAUCAAACCAUGACAUUAGAAAGCCUUCUUAAUUUAUUUCAGGAAACAGCAUUGAAUCAUGCGUGGAAUUCAGGGCAAAUGAAGGAAUAUGGUACAAAUCAUGGAAUGGUGAAACAUGGUCUCAUUUGGGUUAUUUCAAGAAUGAUAGUUCAAAUUGAUCAUUACCCAAUAUGGGGUGAAGUCAUAGAAAUCGACACAUGGGUCGGGGCAUCAGGCAAACAUGGGAUGUCACGAGAUUGGCUACUCAAGAGUAAAGCCACCGGCAUCAUACUCGUGCGUGCAACUAGCACGUUUGUGAUGAUGAACAAGUACACGAGGCGCCUCUCGAAAAUGCCAGAAGACGCGAGGGAGGAGCUAACACAGUGGUUCACCGACAAGCAAGCAGUCGAAGAAAGCUAUACUGAAAUCAGAAAAUUGAAUGGCAAUGCAUGCAAAUUUAACAUAGAGUUAAAGCCAAAGAGAUGUGAUUUGGACAUGAACCAUCAUGUAAAUUAUGCAAAGUAUGCCAAAUGGAUGAUUGAGACAAUCCCUGAAGAAUUUCUGGAGAAUCAUCAGCUAGCCCAUAUAGCAUUAGAGUACAGAAGAGAAUGUGGGACAUCAGAUAUAGUCGAAUCCUUAUGUGAAGAACAUGAUGGCCCGAAUGGAAAUCGGGCCCUGCAAACUACCCACACUCACCUGCUCCGAAUAAAAGGCGAACACAAAUAUGACGAGCUCGUGAGAGGAAAAACUACGUGGAAAUACAAGCACGUAUAA